Molecule: messenger RNA, 808 nt
Organism: Tribolium castaneum (red flour beetle)
Lineage: Eukaryota; Metazoa; Arthropoda; Insecta; Coleoptera; Tenebrionidae
Product: dnaJ-like protein 60
Exons: 5
Coding region: 105-791 (228 amino acids)
Source: RefSeq, a predicted model, not a curated record
GAUCUGUUCUCUGUGUGUGACCUUGGUUGUGAUGUGAUUACAUCACAAUCAGACGUCAAAACAUUUCAAUCACAACAAUAAUGUAAAAAAUUAAAUUUUCAACAAUGUUGUGCAAAAUUUGCAGUGAUAUAUCAAAACUAACCCAAAAAUCAAUCACAAUACACGGCUCUUGCAGAUUUUAUCAGACACAUUACGACGUGCUAAAUUUGGCCAGAAACUGCACCGAUAAGGAAAUCCGAAGCGCCUUUAUUAAAUUAUCAAAAGAGUACCACCCUGAUGUUAACAAAAGUAAACAAUCCCAUGCCAGAUUUCAGCAAAUUAAUGAGGCGUAUAAAGUCUUAGGUAAGCGCGAAAGUAGAAGAAAUUAUGAUCUGGGGUUGGCAAGUCCUGAAAAUCAUACAAACUCUAGAGACUACUAUAAUGAAGCUCAUUAUGAACGACCUAUUCGAAACCCAUACAAUGAUCCUUUGUUUUGGGUAAACAGGAACAAAUCCAAAGACAAAUAUUACGAAAAUAGCUCAUAUUAUGGAGUUGACGGCAUUUCAAAGCUCCCUAAUAGCACAAUUGUGAUGAUUUGUAUUUUUUUUUCGUUGAUCGGUGUUGGCCUCCAAUAUUUGGCGAUUACCCGCUCUGUAACUUUCAAGCGUGAAGUUUUAAUUCAGAAAUCGCUAGAGGCUGAAAAGGUGCAUAAUGAAGCCAGAACAGCCGCUCAUAAUAAUGGCAAUGAGGCCCAACUUGAAACCUUAAAAAAAAGAUUGUUGGGACGAACACCGAAAGAAAGUGAUAAAUAAACUCGUUCAAUUAUUUA